Messenger RNA from Symbiodinium sp. CCMP2456, 163 nucleotides. NCBI's taxonomy places the organism in Eukaryota, Dinophyceae, Suessiales, Symbiodiniaceae. The record is from the annotation of a GenBank genome assembly.
GAGUGGAGCACCUGGAGUGAGGAACAACUUCUCCGCCGGCUCCUGCGCUUCAACAUCGAUGCCUCCGGGAACCCCAAAGCGGUCCUGAUCGACCUCCUCCUGGAAGCCGAAACGGAACGAGCCAACAGGCAGCGAUGCACGCCGAAGAGACUCCAAUUCUUCG